Messenger RNA from Bombina bombina (fire-bellied toad), 5123 nucleotides. RefSeq names its product erythrocyte membrane protein band 4.1 like 3 (gene EPB41L3). The coding region runs from base 163 to 3825 and encodes 1220 amino acids. Gene Ontology annotation, biological process: cortical actin cytoskeleton organization. Lineage: Eukaryota; Metazoa; Chordata; Amphibia; Anura; Bombinatoridae. Gene Ontology annotation, molecular function: actin binding; structural molecule activity. Gene Ontology annotation, cellular component: plasma membrane; cytoskeleton. The record is from RefSeq and is a predicted model, not a curated record. The transcript is spliced from 26 exons.
GGGUUCGUUUGUGUCCACGAGGGGGGAGCUGCAGCUUUUGCAGCUGGUCUGCUGUGCACUGGGCCGGACAGCUCUAGCUGUGCAGUCCGGCGCUUUGCAGCUGACGCGUGGCUGUAUAUAGAAAACCCGGAGCUGUAGAAACAAAGGAAAAAAAAAUCAAUCAUGACAACAGAAACCGGUUUAGAGUCAGACUCAAAACAAGAUCAGGAGAAAGAUCAGCAAGACCAAGCUCACCAGAAGGGAACUGGGGCGCAGGAAGGUCUGAAGCUUGGAGAGGAUCAGUUUCCGGCAGCAGCAGCUCAUAGUACACCCUUAAAAAGUCAAAAGAACACAGAAAAAAACUGGGAAAAAGAAGCAGCAAAACAACAAGAAUAUCAGCAACUUGAAGACGACAAAAUUUCUCAAAGAUCAUUUUCCAGCAAACUCUCCAAAUCUCCUCUCAAAUCUUCAAAACGACCCAAAAACAUGCAGGCAAAAGUGACACUACUUGAUGGGGUUGAAUACACCUGUGAUGUGGAGAAACGUUCCAGGGGCCAAGUGCUUUUUGACAAAGUAUGUGAACAUUUAAACCUUUUGGAAAAGGACUACUUUGGACUAACAUACAGGGACUCUGAAAAUCAAAAGAAUUGGUUGGAUCCCGCUAAAGAAAUCAAGAAACAAACCAGAAAUGGUGCCUGGCAUUUUUCCUUUAAUGUGAAAUUCUAUCCUCCGGAUCCAUCACAGCUAUCAGAAGAUAUAACUAGAUAUUACCUCUGCUUGCAGUUGCGAGAUGACAUUGUUUGUGGCCGCCUCCCAUGUUCCUUUGUUACUCUUGCUCUGCUGGGUUCCUACACAGUACAAUCAGAACUGGGUGAUUAUGACCCUGAAGAGUACGGUAGUGAUUAUGUCAGUGAAUUCCGCUUUGCACCAAAUCAGACAAAAGAACUGGAAGACAAAGUCGUUGAACUGCACAAAAGUUAUAGGGGAAUGACACCUGCUGAAGCUGAAAUGCACUUCUUGGAAAAUGCCAAAAAACUGUCUAUGUAUGGAGUAGAUCUACAUCAUGCCAAGGAUUCUGAAGGAGUUGAAAUUAUGCUGGGUGUUUGUGCCAGUGGUCUAUUGAUAUAUCGUGACAGGUUACGAAUAAACAGAUUUGCGUGGCCAAAAGUUCUUAAAAUUUCAUACAAAAGGAACAACUUUUACAUCAAGAUUCGACCAGGCGAGUUUGAACAGUUUGAAAGCACCAUUGGAUUUAAACUACCAAACCAUCGAGCAGCUAAACGUUUAUGGAAAGUAUGUGUGGAACACCAUACAUUUUUUAGAUUGCUGCUACCAGAGGCACCUCCGAAAAAAUUCCUCACUUUGGGAUCCAAGUUCCGCUAUAGUGGUAGAACACAAGCCCAAACAAGAAGAGCCAGUGCACUUAUUGACCGUCCUGCACCCUAUUUUGAACGUUCUUCAAGCAAGCGGUAUACAAUGUCCAGAAGUUUAGAUGGGGCAUCAGUGAAUGAAAACCAUGACUUGUACAUGAAGGAUUCUGUGUCUGCCACAGAGGUGGGUACCGGCCCUUACAUCACAGCAAAGGGCAUCUCUCAAACCAACUUGAUAACAACGGUCACACCAGAAAAGAAGGCAGAGGAAGAGAGAGAUGAGGAGGAAGAGAAGAGAAAGAAAGUAGAACUGGUCACUACUGUCACUACCAUUCGUCAUGAAACAAAGACUGACAGUGAACAGACGGACACUGCUGCUGAUGGUGAAACAACUGCCACUGAGUCGGAUCAAGAAGAAGAUACAGAUGCAAAAACUCAGAAUAGUCUCAUUAAGCGAAUAAAGGGUGAAAAUGUAUAUGUCAAACAUAGUAAUCUUAUGUUAGAGGAGUUUGACAAGAAUCAAGAAGAAAUGAUGAAACACCAGACUAAUAUAAGUGAGCUGAAAAGGACAUUCUUGGAAACAGCAACUGAUGGUAUAGCAGACAGUGAAUGGGAAAAGCGUCUCUCUACGUCACCUGUUCGCCUGGCUAUGAGGCAGGAAGAAGCUCCUAUGAUUGAACCACUUGUGCCUGAAGAGACCAAAGAAGAGAGAGAAAAACUAAGUGCUUUGGAAAAAACAACAUAUUCAAUGUUAGAAUCUCAGCCAGGGGACAUAGUGAAGAAACUUCGGGAAGCAAGAGCCACAAGCCCUGUGGCUACUUCUCAUCAAAUCAUUAUGCAGAAAACUAUCCCAUCAUCCCCUGAGGGCACUGAGGAUUGGGUUAUUGUAGACAAAGUACCCACUAAGGUAGUAGAUGGUGAACCAAAAAGCAUUGUGACGUACAAAGUAACAACUGUGAGCAGUGACAUACCAGCUGGAAAGUUUAAAACCAGCCCUAUUGGAGGUCAAAGCCUGGAUGCCUUAAAAAUGGAAAUAAGAGCCAGAGAAGAAGAAAGUCGUCAAAAAAUGUAUACAUUAGGAAAGUCAUAUGACACAGUUUCUGGUAGAGUUUUAACAAUGACAAGUAAAGCUAAAGAAGGUGAAAAAGUGAUACAGCCUUCAUCUCUUGAGUCAAUGCAAAAAUUUGAAAAGGAAAUUUCUGAAACUGUGAAAAUAAUUCCAGUUACUGGAGAGUAUGAGAUCCUGGAGUCUAUUAGUGAAGAUAAAGGAAAAAAGGCCCAGGAGAUCCAAACUAUAAAAAGAAAAGUCUCAGAGUCUUUGGCAACAAUAAAGGAAUCCGAUUCUCAGUUGACUAGUCCAAUUGAUGAGAACCUGAAGAGAGUUCAAGACUCUGACAUGGAGAAGAAGUUUAUUGAAAGUGUGAAAGUUGAGAAAACUACUGGAUUUCCGGACUAUGAAAUUAUUAAAACAGAUGCUCCAGCUUGGAAAGAUAAAAAGCUUUCUGAAUGGAGAUAUACAAGAGAUCAACCAUUUACCAUUGCUACUGCUCACUAUGUUACUGAAUCGUCUGCAUCCAAAGUGGUGACCAAACAGUCCUCUGGUGAAAAAAUCACGGAUGGCUCAGAUAUCUACAGUUUAAUAGACUCUACAAGAAAGCCAUCUGAGUUUAUAGGAGGGGUUACAGCUACUACACAAAACUGGGCUCAGAAAACAGAGAUAAAGACAGAGUGGGAUUCCAUUGACAGUAGCAGAGAGCAAGAGGACACAGAGUGGAAAACAAAAGAAAAGGUUAUACAAGGGAUAGUCAAUUUGGAGAAUGAAGUGGGGAGUAUGCAUGCAAGCAGGGAUGCUUCAGAGCUGGCUGCAGUGCAGUUGGAUGCUGAGGCUCUGGCAAUCACAAAUGCUUCUAGCUUUAAAGGGAAAGAGGGCUCUGCUCUGACCAAGGAUGCUGAUGAAGAUGUGGCUGUUGAUGCUUCUGCUUGUUAUGCAAAAGAUGAACCGCAUGAUGCAAAGCUUGAUGAUUCUCAGCCAUUGGAUGCCAAGCCUCUUGAGGAGUCACCUGUUGUGAAGACAGAGAUCAUCACUUUUGGCACUAUUGCCGAAGGAGAAAAGCCUGAUAUUUCUACUAAGGAUGUGCCAGUAGUGCAUACAGAAACAAAAACUAUUACCUACGAAUCAUCAGAGAUGGUAUCUCGUCCUGACACAGAUCCAGGUGUAUUAAUGAGUGCUCAGACCAUUACAUCAGAAACUCUUGGUACUACAACCACUACACACAUCACAAAAACUGUGAAAGGAGGCAUUUCAGAGACAAGAAUUGAAAAGCGGAUAGUGAUUACAGGGGAUGCUGAUAUUGACCAUGACCAGGCGCUGGCUCAGGCAAUUAAAGAGGCCAAAGAGCAGCACCCUGACAUGUCAGUGACCAAAGUAGUGGUACAUAAAGAAACAGAGAUCACACCUGAAGAUGGUGAAGACUGACCACAGGAUUAACGUCAUUUACAUCAGAAGGAAAACAAGAUAUCCUGUGCGGAAUAACUGACCUAUCCUGGGUGACUCUAUCUGUGGAAACCUUCAGCCCAGAAGAAUUUAGCUUGAACAUUCAUAAAGACAUUGGCAGACAUAUCUUCCCAUUAAAAGCAAUGCAAUUCAGCAUACGCAAAUCAGUAUUGCAUGAAGCAACUAUUAAAAAAGCAGCAUUUUUAUUUAACUCUUCUAAGUUUCCGGUUAUAUCUGCACGUCCACACACAAAAAUAAUCCAAACAGUGAAUUUAUUAUAAUGCAUAAACAACAACUCAUGCCUUGAAUUUUAAACCAAGCAAAAUGUAUUAAGUGGUGAGCCUUUGUUUACAAAAAAAAUAAAAAAUAUAAUGGAGAAUAUCUUAAAAUGCUAGAUGCUGUAUAGGUAAUGUGUAUAAUGUUUUACCACACCUUAUACGUGCCAAUAACACUUUAUUCAAUAAGCGACUUGAAUAUUGUAUUUGUUUUAUUAUUAUUACCUGAUAAACCAUGAUGAACCCUUAAUCCUGUGAAACUAUUUAAUUGCUGAUAAAGUGUGCUUUGUAUAUCAAAUUUAAUAACAUGGGUUAGUAAUUAUUUUAGUAUUUUAACUUGAAAUCAAUAUCAUUUUUUGUCUGCACUGUUAAAUUAGAAUCAGCUGACACAACAGUUAGCUUUCACAAAAAUAGGUGUCUAUGUUUUGUGUGGUCCUUUCAAGCAACACAUUUCUCCUUAGUUUCUACAGACAUACUUUACUUUGGUAUAGUCCUGUUGAUUUCCUUUGAAGUUUUAGAGGUAAAUAUUUUAUUUCUAAACCUACUUUGUAUUUGUUACCUAGUUGAGAGCCAAGCCUUAAUCUGUACAGAAAUUCUGUGUUCUAUAUAUAUAUAUAUAUAUAUAUAUAGUGUUCCCUAGCUUUACAAAUAAAUCACUUAAUAGGUUCUUUUUCCAUAACGUCAGCAACACCACAAAACACAAUGAAUGUUUGUUUCUGCAAAGUGAUAGAAAAGUGAUAAAUGCAUUACAAUGAAUUGUCCGUAUUGGAAACAUUAAUAACCUGCUUUUGUAAUUUGCACUAGCCAUGGUUUCUUAUAAAAUAAAAAUUCAAAAAUGUAGAAGAUACAUGAAAAGAAACUACAAAUAGUUUUCCAGUUAGUCUAAUAAAUUUAAAGGAAGUUUAAUUUUGCUCUUACAUGUGUUGACCCUAUGAUUGCUUCUGGAGCCUCACAAGUUAUGUCCUUGUCUUAUUUUGCCAAUAAAAUGCUGUAUAUCACACGUUA